Nezara viridula (southern green stink bug) is the source of this 3837-nucleotide messenger RNA. The record is from the annotation of a GenBank genome assembly. NCBI's taxonomy places the organism in Eukaryota, Metazoa, Arthropoda, Insecta, Hemiptera, Pentatomidae.
AUGUCAAUGGAAGGUAACGAUCCGGACGACUACAGCCGCCUCACAUACCGAAAGCUUUUAGAAGAAGUAUGCAGGUUCUCCAACGUACUCAAAUCGUUAGGCGUUGCCAAAGGAGACAGGGUUGCCAUUUACAUGCCCAUGAUUCUAGAAACAGUUAUCGCCAUGCUCGCUUGCUCCAGGAUAGGUGCAGUUCAUUCCAUAGUUUUUGCUGGUUUUUCAUCUGACUCCCUUGGUGAAAGAAUGCAUGACUGCAGAGCUCGAGUUCUCUUAACUGCAGACUUUGUAUACCGUGGAGAAAAGCUCCUUAGGCUGAAAGAAAUCUGUGAUGAUGCACUCAAAAAAUGUGAAAACUUGGGGCACAAAGUAGAUAACUGCAUCGUAGUGAAGCACCUACCUCGAUUAAGUGCUUCGUCAAAUUGCACAAAUGGUUCAGACGCAAAACAGUCACAACAACUGAAUGUCCCUUGGAAUGAUGAAAGGGAUGUUUGGUGGCAUGAUAUGAUGGAGGAUGCUUCCACUUCAUGCUAUCCAGUGUGGGUUAGCGCCGAAGAUCCACUUUUUAUGUUAUACACGAGUGGCUCUACUGGCAAACCAAAAGGUGUUCUACAUACAACUGGAGGAUAUUUGUUGUACGCUGCCACAACAUUCAAAUAUGUUUUUGAUUACCAUCCAAAUGAUGUUUAUUGGUGUACAGCUGAUAUUGGUUGGAUCACAGGUCAUACUUAUGUUGUAUAUGGCCCACUCGCUAAUGGUGCCACAUCUGUAAUUUUUGAAGGAACACCAUUCCACCCACAAAAUGACAGGUUUUGGGCUGUUAUUGAAAAGUAUAAAGUCAACCAGUUCUACACUGCUCCCACUGCUAUCAGAGCAUUAAUGAAGUUUGGCGAAGAACCUGUUAAAAAGCAUGAUCUUACAACGCUGAAAGUGUUAGGCUCGGUUGGAGAACCAAUCAAUCCAGAAGCAUGGAUGUGGUAUUAUCGUCUUGUUGGUGGUCAGAGAUGCUCAAUAGUUGACACAUUCUGGCAAACAGAAACAGGAGGACAUGUUCUCACACCUUUACCAGGAUGUACUCCUAUGAAACCUGGUUCAGCAACCUUACCAUUUUUUGGGGUAAAGCCCGAACUUUUGGAUGAAGAAGGAAAAAAGAUUGAGGGACCAGGCGAAGGUUAUUUAGUCUUCAGCAUGCCAUGGCCAGGAAUGAUGCGUACUCUUUUUGAUAAUCAUAAAAGAUUUGAAGAUACCUACUUCACAAAAUUUCCUGGUUUCUAUGCAACUGGUGAUGGUGCUAGAAGAGACAAGGAUGGUUAUCUCUGGGUCACUGGCAGGGUAGAUGACAUGUUGAAUGUAUCAGGACAUCUGAUGUCAACAGCAGAAGUUGAAUCUGUAUUAACCGAACACCAAGACGUUGCAGAAGCAGCUGUUGUCUCGAGACCCCAUCCAGUUAAAGGUCAAUGCCUCUAUUGUUUUAUAACUCCCAAUGCUGGUGCCACUUUUGAUGACAAACUAGUACAGCAACUAAAAAUCAAAGUAAGAGGGAAGAUUGGUCCGUUUGCAAUGCCUGAUGUCAUCCACCAUGCACCAGCACUUCCUAAAACUCGCUCUGGGAAAAUAAUGAGACGAAUUUUGAGAAAAAUUGCUGUCAAUGACCGAGAUGUUGGAGAUACAUCUACCCUCGCUGACGAGCAUGUUGUGCAACAACUUUUUAAGACGAGACCUGAGAAUCUAAACCUUUAAUCAUCUGUUCCGGGUAAUUUCAGCCAUUGUGCUGAAAGGCAGAUUUAGGUCAUAUGUUAGGGCAUAAAUUGCAGAUUUCGUUUGCCUUUAUUAGGUUUAAAUAUAACACACAUUCUUUUAAUUUAUUUAAAUGGUACCUAAGUUCAAAAUAUAUAAUUCUCACUUUAGUUAAUUAAUAAGUAGCAUACUGAAAACUUGUUGGCCAAAAUGACUGUUUAAAGUCUGUGUGAUUGUAAGCUGUAAAAAAAUAAAAUAAAUUAUUAUAUCUUAAGAUAUGUUUACUGAGUGCCACGUUGUUAUUAAAUGUAAUUUGGGGCAUCACUUCAUGUAUCUAAUACUUUUAUUUCAUGUAAACAAUAUUCAGCUAAUUAGAUUCUAUACCUAAUUUUAUGAAUUGGUUUAUUUUUAUUUUAUUUAUUUAUUUUUUUUUUUUUUAGUUUUAUUUUCAAUUAACAUAAUUGGAGGGUCAAAUGGCAUUAUAGAAACAUUUAUCUUGUGCUACGAAUAAAGGUAUAAAAUGAUUCAUUUUCAAUAUUUCCUCCUACCAAUAGCUGGUACAUUGCCGAUUUGAUGGAGGUGCUAAGUGACGAUAUCUAUUGGUUUUAUAAUGGAUAAAGCUGAUUGGAAUUCAGUUUUCUCAGAACUGAAAAUGUAUUGCUCAUCAUCUUUACCCUCUUGAUCCUUCAAUUAAAAUUUAAACACUUUUAAAAAUGUUAUUUAUAGUUUAGUUAUUUGGCUGUGUUCAUAUAUUUUACAUCUGUUGGAUAAAAUAAUACUUAACUGCCACUCGCUGUACCUAAAAGAAAAAGAAAAUCAGAGAAGCUGUACAGUAUGAUUUAGGCUAUAUAUAUUUAUUGCAUUUAAACAAUGAAUGAUAGGAUUAAACUUCUAGCUUUGGUUUAGAAUCAUUUUUCUUUUUCUAAAAAAAAUAAAAAAUCAAUGUUAAGAUAAGAGACCAGCAACUUCUUAUUCUUUAUUAUAGAUAAAUAAGUUAAAUUUAUCCAAAUCAUAAAUUAAGUACGAAAAUAAAUUUCAAAGUACUGCUUUGAAGCAUCAGAUAGUAAUCGCACAAAGUACAAAAUUCAUUAUGUUAAUGUUUUGUAGAGUGUAUAAAGCCGUAUAAAAAAACCUUUUGAAAAAGAAAGGGCCAGAACUAGAAUAUAUAUUAGGGCGGGCAAGCAUAAUUUUGCCGCCCCUUCUUUUAUUACCUUCCCUCCUCUAAUAUGAGACAACAGUUUUAUUUUAAGAUUAUUUUAGAUAAUAUAUUAUGAAAUAAAUAGACACAUCUAAUGUUAUUAACUCAUGUUGUUACAAUUAAAAAACAGACACAAAUAUUUUAUUGUUGACAUAAAAAUAAAAAAUCUCGAAAUUGCAUGCCCUCUAAAUUCUGCUGUCCACCUUUGCCCCUUCCCUUCUCUCUCCGCUAUUUCUGGCCCUGGAAAAUUGAAAGGAGAAUAUUGUUCCUCUAAUUUCUAAUUCCCUCCUUAUAUUGUUAUAUUCAAUUAUUUUAAUAUAGAAUCUAUAUCAUACCAUCUAUUGUUAAAUUAUAUCCAUUCCAUAAAAAUAAAUGAAUAUAAUUAUAUUUCUAUAAAUAUAUACAUAUUAUCUGUAUAUACGUAACUUAUAUGUCUUUUAAUUCUUUUUUUUUUUUUUUUUUUUUUUUUAAAUGUAUAUGAAGUAAGGUAAGAUUAUUAUUUAACUGUUGGAGCUGUUAUUUUAUUUUUUCAAUUUUGAUAAUAUUUGAAUUAUUAGUUUUGUGAUAAAUUUGUUAUUGAAUGAAAAGAAAAAUUGUUGUAAAUAGUGAUAUUUUUCUGUGAAAAAAAAUUCAAAAUUUAUUUAUGUUAGCUACUUGAAAUUUUUAUUUUUAAGCUCAUGUAAUAAAAACAAUAUAACUUUGGAGCCUUAAAUAUUUAUUGUUAUUUCCAGCAAGAUUAUCGAAAGGUUAUGUUAUUAUAGCCUUUUAAUUUAAAGUUGAAAUAUUCAAAACUAGGCAAUAUAGCUUAAAAUAAUUUGUCAAAUGAGCAUGUGUGAUCUGAUGAAACUAAUACAUAUCAUGUUAGGAAUUGUUUAAUAAAGAAUAUUGUUGUGUCUGUCUAGAUUAAA